CCUCGGCGUCCCCAGAGGGAGCCCCUGCGCUCCUCGACCGGGCUGAGAGCGAAGCCGGGCGCUCCCCGUCCCGCAGCCGGCCCCAGCCUCCCCGCAAGCCCCCGCAACCCCCGGCAGCAGGAGGAGGAGAGGGAGGAGGAGGAAGAGAGGGAGGAGGAAGAAAGCAGCACCUACCCCCCCGCUGCGGGGCACGCACGUGUGCGCGCAGCCCUCGACGGCCGCCCAGCAGCAUGCAGAGCCCAGCCGUGCGGAGCAUCGCCGCCCAGAGGGGCUGAACGCUUUGGUGUGCAGGAGAGCAUCUCCAAGCAAAGCUCCGAGCCCCCCGACCCUACUGCAAGAGGGGGCGUCCCGCAGGAUGGGCGGUCGCAGCCCCCCCGGGGCCGCUGUCCUGGUGCUGCUGCUGCUUCUGGAGUGCGUCGCCCUCUGCUUCGCCGUGGAGGAGAAAAAAGUAUGUCAAGGGACAAAUAACAAGCUGACCCAGCUGGGGCAUGUGGAAGACCAUUUCACCAGCCUUCAGAGGAUGUACAACAACUGUGAGGUGGUCUUGAGUAACCUGGAGAUUACCUACGUGGAGCACAAUCGUGAUCUCUCUUUCCUGAAGACCAUACAGGAGGUUGCAGGCUAUGUGCUCAUCGCGCUUAACAUGGUGGAUGUCAUUCCCCUUGAAAACCUCCAGAUUAUCCGAGGCAAUGUGCUUUACGACAAUUCUUUUGCCCUGGCAGUUUUAUCCAACUACCACAUGAAUAAAACCCAGGGACUUCGAGAGCUACCGAUGAAACGGCUAUCAGAAAUUCUCAAUGGAGGUGUUAAAAUCAGCAACAACCCCAAACUGUGUAACAUGGACACCGUCCUAUGGAAUGACAUCAUUGACACAAGCAGAAAGCCUCUCACAGUACUUGAUUUUGCAAGCAACCUGUCUACUUGUCCAAAAUGCCAUCCGAACUGCACAGAGGACCACUGCUGGGGUGCUGGUGAACAGAACUGCCAGACAUUAACAAAAGUCAUCUGUGCUCAGCAGUGCUCUGGCCGGUGCCGGGGAAAGGUGCCCAGUGACUGCUGCCACAACCAGUGUGCUGCAGGGUGCACAGGGCCUCGGGAGAGCGACUGCCUGGCAUGCCGCAAGUUUCGGGAUGAUGCUACGUGCAAGGACACGUGUCCCCCGUUGGUCCUGUAUAACCCCACCACCUAUCAGAUGGAUGUCAACCCUGAUGGAAAGUACAGCUUUGGAGCCACUUGUGUGAGGGAAUGUCCACACAACUAUGUGGUGACAGACCAUGGCUCCUGCGUUCGUUCAUGCAAUACUGAUACUUAUGAAGUGGAAGAAAAUGGUGUUCGGAAGUGUAAAAAGUGUGACGGGCUAUGCAGCAAAGUGUGCAAUGGCAUCGGAAUAGGUGAACUGAAAGGGAUUCUCUCCAUAAAUGCCACAAACAUUGAUUCCUUCAAAAACUGUACAAAGAUCAAUGGGGAUGUCAGCAUUCUCCCAGUUGCGUUUCUAGGGGAUGCCUUCACAAAGACACUGCCCCUUGACCCUAAGAAGCUCGAUGUCUUCAAAACAGUCAAAGAAAUAUCAGGAUUUUUGUUGAUUCAGGCAUGGCCUGAUAACGCUACUGAUCUCUAUGCUUUUGAAAAUCUGGAGAUUAUCCGGGGCCGCACCAAGCAGCAUGGCCAGUAUUCCCUUGCUGUUGUCAAUUUGAAAAUACAGUCCUUAGGGCUGCGCUCCCUCAAGGAAAUAAGUGAUGGAGAUGUUGCCAUUAUGAAGAACAAGAACCUCUGCUAUGCUGACAGCAUGAACUGGCACAGCCUCUUUGCUACUCAGAGUCAGAAAACUAAAAUCAUACAGAACAGAAAUAAAAAUGAGUGUGCUGCUGAGAGGCACGUGUGUGACCCCUUGUGCUCGGAUGUGGGCUGCUGGGGCCCAGGGCCCUUCCACUGCUUCUCCUGCAGGUUUUUUGGUCGCCAGAAGGAGUGUGUGAAACAGUGCAACAUCCUGCAAGGGGAGCCACGAGAGUUUGAAAGGGACUCCAAAUGCCUCCCCUGCCACCCAGAGUGCCUGGUGCAGAACUCCACCGCUUACAACGCAACCUGCACUGGACCUGGCCCAGACCAUUGCAUGAAGUGUGCCCAUUUUAUAGAUGGCCCCCACUGUGUGAAAACCUGCCCUGCAGGAGUGCUGGGUGAAAAUGAUACCCUCGUCUGGAAGUAUGCAGACGCCAACUCUGUUUGCCAGCUCUGCCAUCCAAACUGUACACGGGGGUGCAAAGGACCAGGUCUUGAAGGCUGUCCAAAUGGCUCCAAAAUCCCAUCCAUCGCAGCCGGCGUUGUCGGAGGGCUCCUCUGCCUGGUUGUAGUUGGCUUGGGCAUCGGCCUGUACUUGCGGCGGCGCCACAUCGUGAGGAAGCGGACCCUGCGCAGGCUGCUGCAGGAGAGGGAGCUUGUUGAACCACUGACACCCAGUGGGGAGGCACCAAACCAGGCCCAUCUGAGAAUUUUAAAGGAAACAGAAUUUAAAAAGGUCAAAGUUUUAGGCUCCGGAGCUUUUGGCACUGUUUAUAAGGGACUUUGGAUCCCAGAAGGGGAAAAGGUUAAAAUACCUGUUGCUAUUAAAGAGUUGAGAGAGGCUACAUCACCAAAAGCCAACAAGGAAAUACUUGAUGAAGCUUAUGUGAUGGCUAGUGUUGACAAUCCUCAUGUGUGCCGCCUGCUGGGAAUCUGCCUGACUUCCACCGUGCAACUGAUCACCCAGCUUAUGCCUUACGGCUGCCUCCUCGAUUACAUCCGAGAGCACAAAGACAACAUCGGCUCCCAGUACCUUCUCAACUGGUGUGUGCAAAUUGCCAAGGGAAUGAACUAUUUGGAGGAACGUCGCCUAGUGCAUCGUGACCUUGCUGCCAGAAACGUCCUUGUUAAGACUCCUCAGCAUGUGAAAAUCACGGACUUUGGGCUGGCAAAGCUGCUUGGUGCCGACGAGAAGGAGUAUCAUGCAGAGGGAGGCAAGGUUCCUAUUAAAUGGAUGGCCUUGGAGUCAAUUUUACACCGGAUUUACACUCAUCAAAGUGAUGUCUGGAGUUAUGGUGUAACAGUUUGGGAGCUGAUGACAUUCGGGUCCAAGCCCUACGAUGGGAUCCCUGCUAGUGAAAUCUCCUCUGUCUUGGAGAAGGGCGAGCGUUUGCCCCAGCCUCCCAUUUGCACCAUCGAUGUGUACAUGAUCAUGGUCAAAUGCUGGAUGAUCGAUGCAGACAGCCGACCCAAGUUCCGUGAGCUGAUCGCGGAGUUCUCCAAAAUGGCCCGUGACCCUCCACGCUAUCUUGUUAUACAGGGAGACGAAAGGAUGCACUUGCCCAGCCCUACAGAUUCCAAGUUUUAUCGCACUCUGAUGGAGGAGGAGGACAUGGAAGACAUUGUGGAUGCAGAUGAGUAUCUCGUCCCACACCAGGGCUUCUUCAACAGUCCAUCUACAUCCCGGACUCCUCUCUUGAGUUCAUUGAGCGCUACUAGCAACAACUCUGCUACAACCUGCAUCGACAGAAAUGGGCAGGGGCACCCAGUGAGGGAAGACAGCUUUGUCCAGAGGUACAGCUCAGAUCCAACAGGCAACUUCUUGGAGGACAGCAUAGAUGAUGGCUUUCUGCCUGCUCCAGAGUAUGUAAACCAGUUGAUGCCCAAGAAACCAUCUACCGCAAUGGUCCAGAAUCCGAUCUACAACAACAUCUGCCUCACAGCAAACUCAAAGCUCCCCACGGACUCGAGCUACCAGAAUUCCCACAGCACAGCCGUGGACAACCCCGAGUAUCUCAACACCAACCAGUCUCCGCUGGCUAAAACAGUCUUUGAGAGCUCUCCUUACUGGAUCCAGUCAGGUAACCACCAAAUAAAUCUGGACAAUCCUGACUACCAGCAGGACUUCUUACCGAAGGAAACGAAACCUAACGGUCUCUUGAAAGUUCCUGCGGCAGAAAACCCAGAGUACUUGAGGGUAGCAGCACCAAAAAGUGAAUACAUUGAAGCUUCGGCAUGACCAUAGAGAAUUUCUUCUUGCAGCGAGGCAAGUCAGACUCGUGGUGAAUCACCUGGCUGCUGCAAGAACAGACUCUGCUCAGCGUGAAUGGCAACCACAAUGCAUCAAUAAGCACACCUUCCCUUUUCAGCGCGUGGGCUGAAACUGCAAAGCCCAUCUAACAGGACAGCUUGGGUCUUUUCUUGCUCAUUUCCACGUAUUAACUGAGGUGCCAGCCCUGCACUGAGAUGCGUGUUGAAAUGGAGCAAGAUCUACCUGUACAGGAGAAAUAUGGAUGCAUUCCUUUUGUUUUCAAAUGGUAGCAUGGUAAGAAGCCACUCUGGGAUGAACUUGAGAGCUGUACACAUUGUACAGUCAAAUUCCUUUCUACAGCAUGUAUUUUUAUAAAUGUUUCUUAACAGAAUUUUUGGAUCUUUUACAAGAUCAGAUGCUUGUACUGCUGGUCUGUUAUGUGGUGCUCAGAUCACCAGCAGGAAGAAAAAUAAUGUUACUAAAUAGUUUUCCAAAAUUCCUGGAACGGAAAAAGUUAUUCCAAACCACCGGAUUUUUACAAAUUGGCUCCAUAUACUGCUUCUUGGCACGAACAGGAAAAGUGCAUCUGGGGGACGUAUGGGAGAUUCUGUCCAUAGCAGGAUGGGGCGGAUCGCUCUGGGGAAAACUAGCAUGAGGAGCAAACGGCAGGACACAUCACCUACUGACCACUACUGCUAAAAGCAGACAGGAGGAACUCAGCACAGAAUCAUUUAUAGAUGUUUAUAAAGUGCUCACUGCUCGGUUUUCUAAUGGUCAAACACAAGACGUUUUUCUGAUCCAUUUUGUAGGAGCUGUAGAGAUGUCAAAAUGUCUUUCUUCGACAAAACUGUUAAAGAUGUUGAAAACUGAAAAAUGAAGUGUCAAAUAAUGUUUAACAGUCUUUAAUUAAAUGUCAAGGAAAUGCAAAUGGUGGCAAAUUGGAGCAUUCAUGAGACACACAGGAUGCACUAUACUAAAUUAAACUUGACUAGGGCAAGAAACACAGGUAGCUCUAGCCGAGCACUUUUAUUUCCCUUCUUAAAGGGACUCCGAGCAGAAAUCAUCCUGUAUAUAAUUUGGCAAAGAAAAGGGUGGUGUCAGCGUUACACUUUCUGCACUUCCAGGCAGAAUACAGCAAAUUGCAGUAUCAAGACACGGGGCAGAGGCUGAGGCUAUUUUCACAUUGUACCUCCCGCUUGGGUUAACCUUUUAUAGCCCCUGUCAGUGCAGGAGGAGCAGUGAAAAUGCUUUAAGGAAAGGAAGAGUAAUCUGGAGCGACAGAAAAAGUUGUCUUCUUCUGAAACACAGGGCUGCCUACUGCUUCUUUAAACACCCAUCCUGGUCUGUUACCAGUGUGGAAGAGGCAGACCAGCCAAAGCUAGAAUUUUAGCUUAAUAGUAAGUAUAUAGACCCUGUGUGUUAACAGUGUGUUAAUCACAGUAAGUGAAACAGCUAUUCUUUCGAGGGACCCCUGUUACAGAACUUAAACUCCUCCGUCAUUAACAUUUCUUAUGAAGGUAGUAGGAGUAAAAUGCCCAAAGCGUGAAUUCAGCCAGUAACUUAGAAGCAGCUUGGCAGUGCUAUUUUAAUCAAAUCAUUAGCUCAGAAAUCAAAUGCACAUUUGGCAAUUCUGGUACGAAGGCCAUUAACUAGUUAAGUGUUGGGAACUUACUUGAGGUAGCACUUUAAGUAGCAAGAAAUUGUUAAAUGUGUGCUGCCACUGUGCUUGGAGUCUCUCAGUGCGUGCUUCAGUUUAAGUAUUGCAUCUGGACUCCAGGAUCAAGCAGAAAAUCCUUAGAACAUUGGUUUUACAGAUUUAUUGAGGAGUAAAGGAGAAGAGUGGUCAUGUGAAAUGACCCUUUUUAAGAGUAAUGCAGUGGAAAAUGUGUUAGUAACUUCUGUGCGUGCUGUAGUUCAUCAGCCACACUGCAGUUUGGGGUAAAGAAGUAUAUUUGGUCAAAAUCCAAUGGUAGUCCUGGUGUGCUGUUUCACAGAUUUGUGUCAGUGAAACCAAGUCCUAGCCACAGCACUAUGGAAGAUGCAGUAUUUGAUUAUUACUUGUUUGUGUUUAAGACAAUAACCAAAAUUCAGUUCCUAUGGUCCAACUUGUGGCAGAUUACUCCGUGCAUUCCUGAGAGCAGAUUUGUUCUGUUGCUCUCACAAGUGUGCAGCCUGUAUGCACAGGCAGUGCUUUUCUCUCCACCCACUACCCCAAGAGGAAUGUAAAUAAAAUGAAAAUGUAUUUUAACAGAAAUCAUGGAUAAUUUUCAGAUUGCUAAAUCUGUUAUGUCUCUAAGCAGAACACUAGAAAAUCAUACAGUGCAAGUUCUCCCGCAGGAUCUUUCCAAUGCUAUUGCACAGAAGAAUGUACUGGUGUUUUGAUUUAACCUUCUAUCUAAAACAAGAAAGCCACUGAGAAGUGGCAAUAUGUAUCACCAGCAUUAUGUAGCAGUGAAAAUUAUUUAAUAAAGGUUGAUUUGCUUGCCCUUUUAAAGUAAUUUAGGAGGAAUUCAGUAGAGACUCAUUACUAGUAAGGGUCUUAUUUACUAGUAAGGGAAAUUCAUCUAAAAUUAAACAAUGUAAGUUUGAAAGAUCAUAAUUUUUGGAAUACAUUGUUUCUGAUGAGAAAAGUAAGAAAGAGGAUCUAGGACUACAAGCUUCUUGAUAUAAGCAUACAGGAAGAUUCCAGAUUUGUGGGAUUAGCUGAAUUGUGAAAUAAUUCUAGUAAAUAUGCACCUUGUAAGCCACGAUAUGUAAAUAGGCAGCUCGGUAAUGAUUCAAAAGCCAGCAAAUGAUAAAUUGGCAGUGCCUCGAGGAGCAGAUACAGUGGCACUGGGAGUGCAUAGCUCCAAGGCUGUUGCUGGAGGCACAGGUGCUACAGGGUAGUGGUACUUGUAGGAUAACAGGCAUUAGCAAGGUAGCCAACCAUUGCCACUGAGAUGAAAAAACAGAAAAGAAAAAAAAAAAAGUAGCUGAAAUAUUGUUUUUUGUUUUUGCUGUUGUUUCUUUGUUGGCUUUUUUUACCCCACUGUAGGUCAUAGACCAUCUAACAGCAAAUAGCCCCAUGCACAUCACAGUUGCUUGUAAAAGCAAACAUGGUCAGGCAGCGGUUUCAGGGAGGGGGUCAUGGGACCACCUUGCUGAUGCAGUGUUGUACAGAAUGCAGGCUAUUGAAUGGGACACAGAAGUUGUGUUUUUUUUUCAAAUACUAGAAAAACAUAAAUGCACUGAGAGCUUACGUAAAUCAGCAUCCAAAAAUAACUUAAAACUUCUGCCGUUGUCUCCAAGGAGGUGCGGGUAUAAAAUACCGUUUUUUAAAAUGCAACUAAAUAGGGAAAUGUAACAGCCACAGCCACUGUUAAAUGCUAGCAGAGUCUUACCAAUCCAAAAAAUAAAGAUUCCAUUUUCACUAUAUUUCUCAUGGAAGGCAAAAUGACAGCACACACAAGUUAGGGCUCACUGUCUCUUAAUCAUAAAGCAGCAGUUAACAAGGAACUGUUUUUGCAAUAAUAAUUUAAGCACUACAUGCUCGGAGACUUUUAAUAACUGCUCAGUAUAUGAAAAUAUAAGUCAAGAGUCUUCACAUUGCUUUGAUGUUUUCCAGUGUACACUGUCAGUGCACUUUACUUCAUUUGGGCCUUGGGUUGUUUUCUUCUGCUGCAAAGGGAGUUGGCUUGGGAAAUCUCCUUCAUGUUGCAAUACUUCUGGUAGGGUAAAUCCAUCUUAGAGGGUGGGAUCUUACUCUUUUUUCCAGCUGACAGGCUACUGCACAGUGAGUUUUCCAGAGAAAGCAGUUGGAAAUAGACACUGUGCCUUGUGGUUUUGGAACAUCUCAGGGUGCUUCCCUGUCCCCCCAGGUCACAGUCAGAUGGCUGUGUGAACGUCCAGCAUUACAAUAUAUGCUCUCAUGGUUUAUUUGAAAGGAAGGGGCUUGUGCAGGGAGAGUAAUGCCAGGUUUGGGGCAUGGCCAGCUAAUCCAUCCCAAGACAGCUGCCAAAUUUGCCAAAGGACAUCACUGAAACCAUUGACUGUUACUGCACGCGUGGGUGAGAGUGGAUAGAUGCACACACUUCUUCCCACUGCCAGAAUGAAAAGAAGUCCACUGCAUUUCUGCAGAGAUUGCCUGUGCAAAACCCAGCAUGCUCAGCCUUUGUGCUAUGGGAUGACUCUCACCCCAAGCCUGGAGGGUGCAGCCAGGGCUGUGGCAAUAUCACAGGACCCCAAGCAGCUCAAGCAGGUCCCAUGACAAGGUGCCUGGUGUGUCCUUGGGCUGUCUGGGGGUGCUCCAGGAUGCCAGUGAGAAACUUUGCAUUUCCAGACAAGCACUCAUUUUUCAGAUUCAGAGUUCAACACAUUCUAUUAGUAUGACUGCUGCCUCUCCAGAUGAGGUGUUACAGGAUGCCGGCUUUUAUUUCUCCCCAUGUUUCUCCAUGAGAAAAUGUUGAAUCAGGACAAAGUAUGAAAAUGUACCUGUGCCCUCCUCCUGAUGAAAACUGUAUACUGAUGAAGUGUCAAACUCUGUGUAUAACACUUAGCAAGAAUGCUUUGUAAUGUUUUAUCACCACUGAUUCAAUUUUCUAUAUGGGAAUCCCAUUUUCUAGUGUUCUUUUUGUAAGUUUUAUCUCUUUGUUCCAACAUACAACUUUAUAAGGAGCCUUUAAAAAAAUAGAAAGUUUAUAUAAAAGAAAAACACGACACCUUUAAGUAGCUUUCUAAAUAGGCUGCAUUAGGACCAAAGAUAUAAUGUCUUGUUUUCUUGCUUUAAAGGAAUAGGGUAUUGAUCACCAACCACUUCCACAGCAUCUCAUUACUGGGAAAAUCUGCAGAACUCAUUGGGACUGGGCCAUAGUGCCACUGUGCCAGGAGGACUUGACAGGAGGAUGAGGCCUGUCCAUAGAAAACUAAACCAAAUAUCAGGACCAGGUAACACUUCAGGGCCAGAUCUAUGACCUCUACACAUUUUUGAUUCAUUGUCUAUUGAAUACAAUUGUAAAACAAAGACACAAGAAAAAAAUAAACAAAUACUUUAUGCUUUGGCUCAACAUCAGGAAAAAAUACAAUGAUGUGAAGAUGAGAUGAUUAGAUAACUACUUUUUAUGUGAGGAAGUGUGUAGGCUGGCAGUGAGAGUUUAAAAUGAUAAUACUUUGGGUUAUGUAUUACUUUAAUUGUGAGGGGGAGUUGAAAUCAUGGCACUUCCAUGAUAGGCUUUACUUUCUGUCACAUGUUUUGCCUACUUUGGGCGUUGUGUGUAUUUGCAGAUCACCUGUGUUAGCAUAGCCUGGUGGACUGAACAUUAUAGCUCAUUCAUAUGAGUAAGAGGUACUGCACAUAAAUCCCUCAUUCUUUUACAUGGGAAGAUGAAGCGGACAAGGAGAGAAAGUGUGGAGACAGUAGGCUGUACCACAGGUAGUGGUCAAGGAAACCCUCAGUAACAUCAGAGAAAAAGGUUUCCUGAUGAAAAAGAGAGAACAGAGGACCUGGCUGGCAAAAGACACAUCACCUGCACCCCUGCAGUCAGCAGGCAAAAUACCUUUGGCCAAGACUUGAUGCUGGUGCUCCAUCAUCAGUUUUGCUCUUGUCCUCUUAUGUGUUUCAGCUUUGUUGCAGAUGAGGCUGUCUGGAUGCAAGACAGAGUGGGUUUUGCGGUCUCUCUGUACCUUUCUUUUUGAAGUAAUGGAUUUUCUAAUUAAUAAAGUGGAAAAAAAAAAAAUCAAAACCACAGCUGUGAACCUAUCAACCAGACUUGCUGAAGGUUUUCUUGCCAUGUAGCUGAUACGGUACAUCUUUUCCAGUCACUCUGGAAUUUAGCCAAACCAUUCUCCUGACCUCUCACAAUCUAUCUGAAGACUGUGGAAUUUCAAAUACCAUCAGUGCUAUCCUCACAUUUUAUGAAAGGGAAUAUGUGAAGUAGUCGUCUACAAUGGUAGGAAGGUUGGCUCACAUACCUAGGUUUCUUUUUAAUCCUACAUUCCUAACACUGUUCCCCUUGAAAUUAACGGGAUGUUUGACUUGAUUUCACUGAGAGUAUAAAACAAGGCUAAUGUUGAGUGAUUUUGAUAAUGAGAGAUCCUAUGGAUCCAUUGCCCCAUUUUAGGCUGCUUUGUAUUGAUGCAAUCAAUUGAGUAUAAGGAAUAAUGUUUUGGUUUUAAUGAACUGUCAAGCAAUAUACCCAUAGAUACGGACGGUACCUUGCAGCAUUGUAAAGUUACUCAACUAUGAAAGCACUAUUUGUACAAUAAGAAACUCUCGACUUUUAUAUGGUUUAAUAGUUUAUACUGUUGAUCAAAGAUUGUUUGUAUAUUGAGCGAUAAAAAAUGAGGUGUAUAUUAUUCUUUUUAAUUGUUUUUAAUUUUUGGAGAACUCUAUUGUAAUAUACUGUUGUAUUUGGGGGGAAGAAAAAUCAGUGGGUAGCUUGUAGGGUUUUUAGCCAGACAGGAACUCACAAUAAGGGUUCUUUAUUGGUUGACUUAGAUUUUCGUACAAGUUGUCACCCUGGGGAUUUAUCCAGAGCUUAGUGAAACUAAUAACAAGACCCUUUCUUCUCUCCAAGACUCUUUGGCCUCUCUCCAUAUACGGUACUGGAGUUCCAUAAUGUGAGCAAUAAUACAGCUAACAAUUGUGAAAAUUGGAAGUGCAAUAUGAAAGCCCAGGUGCUGCUUAUCAGGGCGCUAAUAAAAGCUGCUCUUUCAAAAUGCAUGGCAGGUUCUCACUUCAGUUUUAUGGCAAAAGCAGAAGCACAGUCAAAGCAAUCCCUCAAAUUCUCAUCCAUAUUACAUUUGGCUUAUGAAGCCAUACUUCUGGCCAUCUGUGAAUUUCAUAGUCAUGUGUUGUGCAACAGCAUUGCAGCAGGACUCUGUGGUAAGGAAAGUCAAAGUCUCAACUAGAGUCACAUACAUGCAAAACAUUUACAUUAUUAUAUGACACUAGCAAGAAAGAGAAAUUCUGUUAGCAAAGCCAGACAAAUAAAGCCUCAGGGUCCCCCGAAUAUUGGUGUUUAAUUAUCCAACUCGUGGAACACGUAGCAUACAACAGGAAUUGCAGGGUCAUAAAUGUAACAGCAAAAUACAUUGGGUCUACAAGACACUAAAGAAGAGAGGAGCUGGAACUGACAGUACAUGUUCAGCCUGGAUGAGUCCCUGGUAUUGUCAUUAGUAAAUUAAAUAAUUUCUGUCUUUAUAGAUUAACUUUGUACACAGGAGAAAAAAAAAAAAAAAAAAAGCCACUACAGCACCUUUCUCAUUUUCAUCUUUCCAUCCAGUCCCUUCCAAUACUAGGCUGCAUUUUUACCAGCUCAACUUAUUUUAUGCAGAAAUGAUGUAGUCUUAAUCUUCAUAUUACUGGUUCUCAGAAAUGUCUAAUGCGUAUUAAUGCAUGAUAUUUUUAUUUUAAUAAAAGUAAUUAAAUAAAUCUUUGCUGUUUGGGA
Messenger RNA from Anas platyrhynchos (mallard), 11451 nucleotides. RefSeq names its product epidermal growth factor receptor (gene EGFR). Gene Ontology annotation, molecular function: epidermal growth factor binding; epidermal growth factor receptor activity; ATP binding. The record is from RefSeq and is a predicted model, not a curated record. Gene Ontology annotation, cellular component: plasma membrane; signaling receptor complex; basal plasma membrane. Lineage: Eukaryota; Metazoa; Chordata; Aves; Anseriformes; Anatidae. Gene Ontology annotation, biological process: protein phosphorylation; positive regulation of kinase activity; positive regulation of epithelial cell proliferation.